GCAGUGAAUAUUGAAACGCAGCCUAAGUUAAGCGUCCCAAUAUUCCUGACGAAAAAAAAAUGAAUAAAUACAAUAUCUUGGGGGCCGAGCUACGCGGUGAUACGAGGGUUAAAAAUCGAUGAAGGUAGCCCGCGUUGUUAUAGAGAUACGUUCAAACAAGAGUCUCGAAAUCGCGCGGAUGUCGGAUUAUCAUUGCGAAUAUGUCUCGACGAAAGAUACAUUUUUAAUAUCACUGGAUACUUUGGCUUCGGCAUGGCAAGUCUGCCCCUUUUACCGGGAUACACUUUUCGAGAUGUUAACAUCAAGGAUUAUAAAUUGCCGCACAAGCUCGACAUUUCAAACGGCUUUUCUGUGAUACGCGAUACCAAUUACGACCUCGGUAGGAGACCGACGGAUGCAGCAUCUCUUCGUUAUGCCGAAUGUCCAGAUCCAAUUGAAUACGAUCCAUCAUUGACUUAUGGCCGAGCGCCUCGUUACGCGUUUCGGCAAUUCGUGCCGCGUUACGCGUUGUUUGCGCAAAAGUGUCUCCAUUUCAAGGCCUUCUUCCGUCAGGGGGUCUUUGACUCCCCGGACGAGCACUAUCGCAUUCGCCACGUGGAUAUCGUUUAUUACCUAGAGGACGACACGCUCUGUGUAAUAGAGCCGGUGGUGGACAACGCCGGUUUCCAGCAGGGCAAAUUGGUGAGGCGCGAUAAGAUCCCAAAGAACGCCAAGGGAGACCCGUUCAUCUGGAAGGACUUCAACGUCGGGAUCAACGUGUGUAUUUACGGCGUGGUCUAUCGUAUCGUCGACUGCGAUUCGUUCACCAGGGAGUUCUUGACGAGCCAAGGCAUCGAUGUCGGCGAAAAGGAGAGUCUACCCGCGGAUCCUUACGCGGAGCAGCGUAAGAUCAAGCAUGACGGGACGAUUGGAAGGAUUACUACGCGAAUGAUGAGCGAGGAUCCUAGGCGGCGUUUUCUAGAGUUCGAUGGCAUGGUGUUGUCGUUCGACGCUACGUGGAACGACGAUCGUUAUCGGGUGUUGUAUUUCCUAACGGACGAUACUGUGGCGAUUCGCGAAAUUCACAAGCCCAACGAUGGCAAGGACCCCGUGGCGAUGCUGCUCAAGCGUACACGCGUGCCCAAGAAUUGGCAAAGUUUGCCGUCCUGGCAUCCAAGUAUCUACAUGGAAUACGGAGAUCCCGAGAUCAUUGAGUAUUACACACCGCGAGAUUUUAGAGUAGGCGAAACAAUCCUCUUAUACGGCCGAUGCUUCCUGCUACAUGACUGCGACGCCUUCACACGAAAGUACUACUCCGACGUAUUGGGUGUUCCGCAAGCGGACGCAAUUCCGGUUCCCGUGAGAGACGAGAAACCGACGCCAAUCAAGUGCGAAGCGCCGCCGCAUAUAAAAAUCGACAGCCCUGAAGAUACGUAUGUCAGUAGUCCGUCCUUCGUGUCGAAGUCGCCCAAGAAAAACGUCAUUCGUCAACUGAUCAACUUCGCGAAGAAGCUCCGCUAUUCCAUGCGGAUGGAUGCGGUGCAUCCGGAAGAUGAGGACCGCGACUUUGUGUUGGAGUACAGAUUGAGCGACGGUGCUAUUCGAAUCAUCGAGAGGGAGAGGCGCAAUUCCGGCCGGCACGAGGCUUGUUUCUUAUCCUUUAGGUUGAUCCCGAAGCCGUGUAGUACGAGAAGGGACGAUCGAGAGUAUUACACGCCGGAGGAUCUUUUUGUGGGUGCGCGCAUCAAUGUAUUCAAUCAUCGCUUCGUCAUCACUGGCGCCGAUCUAUUUGUGUAUCGCUAUGUCGAGGCGAAUCGUAACAAAUUCUGCCAGGAAGUCAGGGAGAAUCUGCGUAACUACUUUCUACAACAAGGUAUGCUGCAGGACGACGUGGACAUCGAAGCUAGAAAGAUACAAGAGACGGAGGAUGAAUGCAAGCUCGUUGCGGAUAAUGCGAAUGGAAAGAUCAUCGAGGAUGACACUGAAGCGAAUAAAUGUACGGGCGAAGAAACUAUGGAUUAAUAUGGAACUAGCCCUAAAGAACUGAUAGUGUUUCAAUUAAUCAAUUAAUAUGGAAAUGAUGUUUAAUGCGAAUUUCCUAACCGAUUUAACCUGCGAAGUUCGCUAAUAAAUUUCCGGCGAUUUUUCUUCGUCUCUUAUCGACGUGUAGCAUGGCCUUAUAUGCAGAGCAAUCUGAAUAAUAUCGAUAAACUUUACAAUUGGAUCUUUGAAAUGAAUUUGAAGUCGAUUAUAAUCUCUUUAAAUGAAAACAAAUGAAUUGUCGCCGAUUUUCAAGUUAUAAUUGCUAAGUAACUUUAACCUUUAGGAGUAAAGAUUAAUAGAAACUUUUUUAAAUUUUAUAUAUUUUAAUGAAUUGGAUAAUGUAUUAAAAUGUCAAAAAGGGGGGAAGGAGGAGAGGAUGGGCGUGUAUACAAAUUACAACGCUAAAAAGAGAGGUUUAUAUUCCCCAUAUCAAUUAAAAAACUCAUACGAAAAAAGUUCGUCUACAUUAUUCAAUAUCGCUCUGUAUAACGCAUUGCCGUUGUCUCUUUGUUGCAAAGGAUAUAUCAUGUAUCGUGAAAGCAGAGAACAGAGAUGCGUUUAACAAUAAGAAUAUCUCAUGAAAUGUCAUCAAAUAUUACAAUAAUAAUAAUAAUGAUCGUCAUCAUCGUGUACAUUACAGUAUAGAUUAAUUGCAAUAUUAUUUCACUUCUCGUUAUAUUAUCAUCUCAACUCAUUUUUUUCUCUGUAUAGUCCCAUGUGUGAAUAAUAUAAUCAUAGAUAUAUUCGCAAUAUACAGAUAUAGAGAAUACGCGCUAAAAUAAACGCCAAUAAUUUCUG
Formica exsecta is the source of this 2820-nucleotide messenger RNA. RefSeq names its product EF-hand domain-containing protein 1-like. Bases 253 to 2001 code for a protein of 582 amino acids. The transcript has 5 exons. Gene Ontology annotation, biological process: mitotic cytokinesis; cilium-dependent cell motility; mitotic spindle organization. Gene Ontology annotation, molecular function: alpha-tubulin binding. The record is from RefSeq and is a predicted model, not a curated record. Gene Ontology annotation, cellular component: axoneme; mitotic spindle. Lineage: Eukaryota; Metazoa; Arthropoda; Insecta; Hymenoptera; Formicidae.